Messenger RNA from Ambispora gerdemannii, 2691 nucleotides. Lineage: Eukaryota; Fungi; Glomeromycota; Glomeromycetes; Archaeosporales; Ambisporaceae. The record is from the annotation of a GenBank genome assembly.
AUGUACCUUUUACCUAAUUGUAUCGACGAUUUGAAAUACAGUGACUUUUGGAAGGACACGGAGGAACCUUCGCUUAAUAAAUUCCUGAAUUUCCGAUUACGCCAAAGUAAUUUGGAAGAUAGUGAAGUGGAGCAUCGUCGGUACAAGGAUGAACUGAAGAGUAUUAGGAAAUACUAUGAUGAAGAAUCUGAAAUUGGGAAGAAAUGUGUAGUGUAUUCGUACUGUGUUGUCACAAACUACCAUGCUGGUUGCUUACUGGUAGUGGGAAAGCGCGAUAAAAACUCGGCAGAGGUAAAACUUUUCUGGGAAUUACAAGCGAAAAAACAAGAUAUUUUUAAGGAGAUCAGAUUACUUGAGGAGAGAUGCAAGUUACUUGAAAAGGAGCAAACCGAAAUGGAGAACAAAAUGUGCCUUAAACAGACCCAACAUAUUUUGGAUGCGACGAAGAAGACCGUAGAUCAAGGCAUUUCAUUACAAACAUCAAUUAUAGAAAAAUUUAGGAAACGUGUGCUGGAUGAGCCGUAUGCAUUUUGCGAACCACCAAAAAGGAGAACCAAAGUCACUAAUGAUAUAAUCGCAGAAUCUCAUUCUGAAUCUAAUGAAAAGACAGAUAUAACUGAAGAUAGUGAAAUAAUCGCAGAAUAUCAUUCUGAAUCUAAUGAAGAGAUCGAUACAGAAGUGAUUAACAUAACUGAAGAUGAUGCAGAAAUCAAGAGUCUUACCGAGGACGAAGUAGAAAUCCGUAAAAAGUUAUUCAAAAUUCUGGUCGCACGCCAAGAAAAAGACACGAAAGUCGGAAAAGAUUUUUUGACAUCAGUAUCCCUUAACGGUAUUAUAGAUUUAUCAGACGAUGAGACGCACAAACAGAUUAAAAAGUCCUUGAAUAAGGAUCAAAUUUCUUGGCUUGAAGGGGUCCUCCAGAAAAAAAUUUGGAAACCUACUCCGGAAUUUACGGAAUAUAUCAACCAAUUCACGGAAGAAACCUGUACUCGAACCAAUAUUCCAACAAUUGUUCGCAAAUCCUGUGUUACUGGAAGAUUUGAUUCUUUUUAUCACGAAGCGCAUGAUAUUGCCCAGCAUAUACUAACACAUUUCUCUUUACGCUUAGAAGCACCAAUGAGAGUCGAGUACAAAGGUCUCAAUUUAGAAAGAACUUAUGCUAUAGACACAAUAAUUUACAUUUUAAAUAGGUUAUUUAGGAUGUACCAAGACGAGUUGGAUGUUGCUUGGAUUGAACAAGUUACUCCAGAUACAAAAAAACAUAAAUUCGAUGGGUUAUAUAAAGUUAUUAGCACAAGAGGCAAAGGUCAAACUAUCGUCAUUAUUGAAUUUUCACGUGGAAGAACAACUCCCAUGUCCAAGAGAGAUGGUGAUUCGCUUAAGCUUUGUCGAAACGCUAUGAGAACCUUAAAUGUAUUGUUAGGAAAGGUACCCAAGGAGCGUGCACGCAUUUACUUAGUGCAGUCAUUUGACGGAUUUGUUGAAAUUAAGUAUUUAAUUCGACCACUGCCAAAAAUCUACAUGCUACAACAAUUCGGACGCAUCAAAAUACCUGUCACCUUUAGUGAUUUCGAACAGUUUUCAAGGGACAUAAUAUGUUUGAUGGAUUGGCAGACAGAUGUCUUGUCAACAGCCAGAGCAAUAAAUAAAGCAACCACUAAUGUUAUGGAUCCAUCUCCAACAAAAGAUAUUUCGCCACUUAUCAAGAACAAUUCUGAGGAGAAAGGUAUCACCCCCGAUCCCUUGCCUAAAAUAGAAUAUAGCUCAACCCAACCUGAAUCUUCAACGGAGCCUAAAACAUCUACAACUUUUUUACCACAAGAUAUUAUCCAUGACGAUUCAGCUAAGAUCCUUGAUUUUGUAAAAAUGAUACACAAGGAAAGGAUUAGUAGUGAGAUAAGAGAGAGGAACAGGGAAAAAAAACUUCAAGAAUCACAUAAUAACUCAACUCCACCGAUACAAUUCGAAGUAUCAACCAUGUCGACACCUAAAUCUUUGGACUCAAAAACUGUGAAAAAGCUUUGGGAACAGAACCAAAAUAAAAACCAGGACAAAAUAUCUCAAUCACACAAGAAAAAGGGAACAGAGAAUAUCACCCAUGUGAUAGCUGAUGGCAUUCAGGAUGUACUUGUGCACAGCUCCGCUGAUAAUAUUAUUUCAGUUGAUAAUGAUGAGUCUAAUAUAGAGAUGCAAAGUUCUAUUUCUUCUGAAAUAAAUCAUAUGACAGAAAUUUCAACGACAGCCCGUCGCCAAAAUUGUGCAACUGAAAUUUUAUCUGAGGCAAGUAUAUCUAUCGAAGAGACAAAAUCUCAGCGUAAGCUGGUUAAAGGUCAAGUUUCAGACUCAUCUGUUUCUAUCGAUUCGAAAACUUUACCAGAAGUUGAAGAAGGUUCAUUUACUGAGAAGGUAUCACCAGAAAAAUUAUCAGAAACGAUUUCAGACGGUUCAACCGAGGCAAGUGUAUCAUCUAAUCUAACUCAUAACCAUGUUUAUUUCCGUAAUAAAACAUUAAAACAGUAUCCUAAUUUAUAUCGAGAAGAUAGUGAUGGAAACGAUGAUUAUUAUGGAAUUACUGAUGAAUCUUUAUGCCCGCUAUGCAAGAUAGAUCAUGAUGAUGAUAAUGGUAUAGAAGGCAGAUAUGAAAUUGGAUCUUACUAUAUUAAAUGUGAACAGCGUGGAAUUGAAAUUAAG